AUGUGCAUACCUUGUGGUCCUAAAUUUGAGCCCCUCUACCGUGACACGGAGAAAGGAGAUGAAGACUGGAAUGAGUUUAAUGACAUCAACAAACUCAUUAUAAGGUCGUCACUUCGGACAGAAUAUAGAAUUGCUUUUCCCCAUCUUUAUAACAACAGGCCUCGUAAAUGCAAGAAGAAAAUAUAUGACGAGGAUGAUGACUGGAUCUUGCCAGAUGGUGUGGAACCUUUUCUUAAAGAUACACAACUUUAUACUGACACCACAGCUGCUGGAAUCUCCUUGAUUUUUGCUUCCCGUCCUUUUAACAUGAGAUCUGGGCGCAUGAGACGAGCAGAAGACAUUCCUCUUGUGUCAGAAUGGUACAAGGAGCAUUGUCCUCCAUCAUAUCCAGUUAAAGUCCGGGUUAGUUAUCAAAAGUUGCUCAAGUGUUUUGUCUUGAAUGAGCUGCAUCAUAGAUCUCCUGAGGCUCAAAAAAAGAAGAACUUAUUCAGAUCACUUCAAGCGACAAAGUUUUUCCAGACUACAGAACUUGAUUGGGUUGAAGCAGGUCUUCAAGUUUGUCGGCAGGGGUACAACAUGUUAAAUCUAUUGAUACACAGGAAAAAUUUGAACUACCUUCACCUUGAUUAUAAUUUUAAUUUGAAGCCUGUCAAAACCGUGACUACAAAAGAACGUAAGAAAUCACAAUUUGGUAAUGCUUUUCAUCUUUGUCGUGAGAUCCUUCGUUUGACGAAACUUGUGGUGGAUUCUAAUGUUUAG
This is a messenger RNA of Vicia faba (fava bean), 759 nucleotides long. The record is from the annotation of a GenBank genome assembly. NCBI's taxonomy places the organism in Eukaryota, Viridiplantae, Streptophyta, Magnoliopsida, Fabales, Fabaceae.